Messenger RNA from Neocloeon triangulifer, 1267 nucleotides. RefSeq names its product programmed cell death protein 6. The record is from RefSeq and is a predicted model, not a curated record. The transcript has 4 exons. The coding region runs from base 186 to 707 and encodes 173 amino acids. Gene Ontology annotation, molecular function: calcium ion binding. Lineage: Eukaryota; Metazoa; Arthropoda; Insecta; Ephemeroptera; Baetidae.
UAUGUUUCCUUCCUUGAGGAAAGAAAACCAAUCUGUCGACAACACGGCAGCAAAACACGAAAGCCGAGUGAGUGCCGAAUCGAUUUGUUCUCGUAUCUCUGAAGUCGUGGCCCUGAAGUGAAAACAAAAGGCAGGUUUUUGCUGGACCACCGCAGUGCGUAGUCGCGACUAGAGAAGCUCACACCAUGGCAAUGCCCAGCAGGGAGUUUCUUUGGGACAUUUUCAGAAGCGUCGACCGAGAUGGAAGUGGUGCAAUUUCUGCCAAUGAACUUCAGCAGGCCCUGUCCAACGGCAGUUGGACACCUUUCAACCCAGAGACUGUCCGCCUCAUGAUUGGCAUGUUCGACCGAAACAACACCGGUCAGAUUGACUUCAACAACUUUGGCGCUCUCUGGAAAUAUGUGACCGAUUGGCAGAACUGCUUCCGCUCCUUCGACAGAGACAACUCGGGCAAUAUUGACCAGGCUGAACUGAAACAGGCUCUCGUCACCUUUGGGUACAGAUUGUCCGACAACAUCGUCAACAUGCUCGUGAGGAAGUUUGAUCGAAAUGGCACAGGGACCAUUUUGUUUGAUGAUUUCAUCCAAUGUAGUGUAGUGCUUUCAACCCUGACAAACUCAUUCCGCCAGUACGACACAGACCAGGACGGAGUGAUUACCAUCCACUAUGAACAAUUCCUGAUGAUGGUGUUCAGCGCCAAGAUGUGAAAGUCCGACACCCUACGGAUCAAAACGAACUUUCCACGAUGCCAAUAAUUUUAUUUCCAAUAAUUGUCCUAACUAAAUUGUCAUGUUCAAAUUUUAUAUCAAAUGCUGUGGCUUUAAAGAGUUUACCUAAACCGUUGUUAAUCGAACACAAAAAUCCGUAGUACCUACUUGUUGCUCAACAGUAUUCAGCAAAAUGUACACCUAAAUAUUGUUCCUCAAAGCUAAAAGCAGGUUUAGUUUGCAGAUUUAUGAAUUACAGUGUUUCUUGGUUGCAAUGUGUUUUAAAUUUCAGCACAAUUAACAAAAUCUCUGCGCCAUCCAUCAUAAUUUAAGUGAUGAAAUAAAAUGAAAAAACAAACGAAGUGAUUCAAAUGUGAGCCGCAAUUUGAAAUAAAUGUAGACUUAAUUUAUUCUACACGGAAACGAUGCCUUCAAAUAAUAUUACAUUAGUAAUUUCCAAUUUGAUAUGAUGAAAAGCAUGUUGUGCUUAUAAAAUAUGGAUUGAAUGGCUUAAUAUUAAAUAUUGUAUUGUUCUUAUUGUGUAAAAUAAUUCUUUUUGC